GACAGCACUGAUGCAUUUGUGAAGACAGCUGGAGAGGGCCUUACCAACCAGGUGGACAAACUACCUCACCGGAAUCCCCACCAUUCCCAACACUCAAACAUCCGAACAACAUGCCCCUGUCCUCCCCCGGACACCCCCGGAGCAUUGCCCUGGACCGUUCUCAGUCUGCUCCAGCCUACAUGCGCCAGGCCGGGGCCCCAACACCAGGGCAGAGCCAAACCCAGCCUGGUUUCCUGGGUCUCUCCAUCCCUGGGCCCUCAUCCCAGAACAUAGCACCUACAGCCAAACAGUCUCCUCUCUCAGACCCAAGCCCUACCAACCCCACCCAGCGACUCCUACCCACCAUCCCCACUCCCCCGGCUCAGGAUCUGUCCACAUGCGCCCCUCCUGCAGACAAGUCUGUGAUUGGCACUCCCACCCUGGGAGGUUCAGACAGUCUGAUCCCUCCAGAGAUGUGUGUCUCUGAGAAGGCAAAUAAUGGCUCCCUGUCCCCCCUCCCAGAGGAAAGCCUCCCAAUUCAGCCCAUGGAGCAGGAGGACAUGUCAGUCAACACCACAGAUCACCGGACAUGUCUGAGUAACCCAAGUCAGCAGAGUGGAGAAGGGGGUUCCCACCGUCCCAUCUCUAAUACCCCAUCACUCACCCUGGAGCCCUGUCUUUCUGGAUCCACAUCUGCAGAGAUGGAGUCUCCCCCUGCCUCCUCCCAGAGCACUGUGCAAUCAGAGAGGGACCAGCCAGAGGGGGAGCGCUGUCCCAACUCCGACCAGAUCCCGUCUCUGGCCCAGGCCCUGCGGGAGCUCCAUGAGCUGCUGGUGUCUAACAGCUGUGGCCUGUCUCCCCAGGACCGCAGUGUCUCCUGCUCCCCCUCACACAGACAGGACGCUGACGGACUGAACGACAACCCCACCGCAGAGCCCCAAACCCUGACGCCUCAAAACACCACACAACCCUCCCCUUUUACUGCCAUUAUAGCUGGUGCAGAACCAUGCGAUGCCAAAGCCAACCAUGCUGCUGCUAUGUCUGACGGAGGGCCUCCUCCUGACUGUGUCCUGCCAGGCACCUCUGGCCAGGAGCAGAGCCUGGAGACUAGGGACAGGGCAGGGGCUGAACCAGGAGCGGGUCAGGGAGAACUAGAACCACAGUGUGCAGACAACUCCAGGGGGGAAGAGAGGGCUGACGGGUAUGGGCUAGAUGCCAGUAAAAACAGAGGGACUGUGUCUGAGGUCCAGAGUCCCUCGCCCUCUUCACUCCAAGCAGACCUGGAGUUCAGGGAGCCCCCGGAGGGGCAGCAGGGGAGGGGCGUGGCAGACGGGAGAGCCUCUGCCAUUGACAACCCAGACACUCCCGGCCUCCAUCCUGAGCCAUCACAGCGGAGCCCUCUGUCCAUGGCUGUGGGUUCACCUGAGGAUGACUCCGGCCUUUCGCCCCGCACUUCCCCCCCUCAGGCCCUGGGCCCCCAACACCCCUCCUCCUCUCCAGCCCCUCUCUUCUCUGCUCCACAUCCCGUUACUGAACAAUUUCCGGUUGAGCACAUCCAGAGGAUCCAGACAGCUGGCUUCUCUGCCAGGGAGGCUGCAGAGGCACUGGAACAGGCCCAGGGCUGUGUGGAGCUGGCUCUGCUGGCUCUGCUGGCCCGCAAGAUCACUGUGCCCACCUAGACACUCACAACAUUACAAUCAUAUGGGAGACCCAGGCUCUUGUCAACAUGGGUUUCAUGUGUACUCUUGUCUUAUUGUUGAUGGUGACAUCUGAACCCCCCCUGGCCUCGCAGCCACUACAUGCUAAAGGGGAAAUGCUUUUUGUCUCUUGGUUUCUCACAGACCAUACAACAACUUAUUUGUUCCUAGAUUGAGCCAAUAUGACCGGAGUUGUGUUUGCAUGCAGCAGUAGUUGGUGCCUAUUUCAUGGAUUUUAUAGAUUGGUAGAUUGAUUUCCUUAAUUCCCCCCCUCGUUUAACCCUGUAUAUGCGUAUUUUAUUCUAAACUCAAUUGAACUGCCCCAUUGACGAGAAAAUGUUGGUAAAUGUUUACAUUUGUAUGUGAAAUGGCAUUUGUUUAAAGGGCUGAAGAUGAACCUAAAAUACUAUGUUAAAAUGUCCGAUUUGUCAGCAGUAUUAUUGCUCCGCUAAACAAUUAAUUUGUUUUUAAAUUGAUGUUUGAUUUUAACUCUACUCCGAUUCUGAUAAGACCCACCAGACAGUAAACAUAUUACACUCUGGAAAUGACUGCAUUUAAGAAGCAUUGCUAACUGCUGAUCUUUUGUCUUUUUCUGCCGAUUGUUAGCAUUAUGUAAUAUGACAUUCUCUCAGUCAUAUGAUUAUUGCCAAUGCUGGGGAACCUGGGUGUUUUCAUGUUUAAAACAGCUUGCACAAGAAAAUAAAUCAAGCAGCACUCUUACUUUCAGCACGAUUUUGUUGAUAGAGGAACAUCAACAUAGCCAAGGAGUUAAGAGUAUUGAAUAUUUCUGGGGAUGCAGGUAAAGGAUGAGGUCUUCAAAUAUAACAGCAUGUAUAACAUCUUUGGAAAUGUGAUAUGGUCAUUAAUAGAGGGGGUUUGGUAGUUCCUGUUCACUUUCAGACAUCUAUCAUACAUGCAGAACUGGAAACUUCUCCCACAGUCCAAGUCUACCCUAUCCAGCUGUCAGAUCAUUCAUUCAUAUCCAUUAUCAACUUUGUUUUUUUAAAUUGCAUUAUCUGGAUCAUAUUCAUAUACCAACAACAUCGUGGCAGGUUUAAUUAUUUAGGUUUUCUUGUACUCAAUUUAAACUCCCAAAUAAAGUCAAACUGGUUCUUUG
This is a messenger RNA of Oncorhynchus nerka (sockeye salmon), 2793 nucleotides long. RefSeq names its product protein DDI1 homolog 2-like. Gene Ontology annotation, molecular function: aspartic-type endopeptidase activity; protein binding. The transcript is spliced from 2 exons. Bases 111 to 1658 code for a protein of 515 amino acids. Gene Ontology annotation, biological process: proteolysis. The record is from RefSeq and is a predicted model, not a curated record. NCBI's taxonomy places the organism in Eukaryota, Metazoa, Chordata, Actinopteri, Salmoniformes, Salmonidae.